CUCAGUAACAGAGAUACCCCAGAGAGAUGUCCCCGUCCUCUGUAUUCCCAGGAUUGUACAGAGGAGAAUCACAGGACCCCACAGGAGGAUCAGAUAGAACGUCUGUCUGAUAUUAAGGCAGAAGAUAUAGAGGGAGAAGAAGAGACGUAUGUGAGGGGUGAUCAGCAGUGUAAGGAGGAGGAGAUCCCUACAGAUAUCAGCACAGCAGAUGGACACACAAGCAGGAAUAUCUCAGAAGGACAUCUAAUGUUAUCCCUGGAUUGUGACAUAAAAGAUAAUGACAGUAGACCGGAUUCUUCAGGAGCUAACCCCAUUACCCCAAUUAUACAUCCAGCUCUAUCAGCUGAUCCCUCUGAUCCUGGGAAAUGUUCUCCUGAUCACUCUGAUAUUGGUGCAUCUGUUACAGCUCUGAGAGUAGAUACAGUGUUUCCCUGUUCUAUAGAUGCCAAAUGUUUUACACAGAACACAAAGCCUAAUAACCCACACACAGGUAAGGCAGGUGAGAGUCCACUGACAUGUUCUGAGUGUGGGAAAUGUUUUACAUACAAAUCACAACUUGUUAUACAUAACAGAAGUCACACAGGUGAGAAGUCAUUUUCUUGCUCUGAGUGUGGGAAAUGUUUUACACAGAAAUCAAGUCUUGUUAAUCAUCAUGGAAGUAACACAGGUGAGAAGCCAUUUCCAUGUUCUGAGUGUGGGAAAUGUUUUGCACUUAAAUCACAUCUUGUUAGACAUCAGAGAAGUCACACAGGUGAGAAGCCAUUUUCUUCUUCUGAGUGCGGGAAAUGUGUUACACAAAAAUCACAACUUGUUACCCAUCAGCAAAGUCACACAGGUGAGAAGGCAUUCCCAUGUUCUGAGUGUGGGAAAUGUUUUAUAAGUAAAUCACAUCUUGUUAUGCAUCACAGAAGUCACACAGGUGAGAAGCCAUUUCCAUGUUCUGAGUGUGGGAAAUGUUUUGUAAGUAAAUCACAACUUGUUACACAUCUGCGCAGUCACACAGGUGAGAAGCCUUUUCCAUGUUCUGAGUGUGGGAAAUGUUUUGUAAGUAAAUCACAACUUGUUACACAUCUGCGCAGUCACACAGGUGAGAAGCCUUUUCUAUGUUCUGAGUGUGGGAAAUGUUUUGUAUGGAAAUCAGAUCUUGUUACACAUCAGAGAAGUCACACAGGUGAGAAGCCAUUUUCUUGCUCUGAGUGUGGGAAAUGUUUUACACAGAAAUCACAACUUGUUACCCAUCAGCGAAGUCACACAGGUGAGAAGCCAUUUCCAUGUUCUGAGUGUGGGAAAUGUUUUGUAAGUAAAUCACAACUUGUUACACAUCUGCGCAGUCACACAGGUGAGAAGCCUUUUCCAUGUUCUGAGUGUGGAAAAUGUUUUGCAUGUAUAUCAGAUCUUGUUAUACAUCACAGAAGUCACACAGGUGAGAAGCCAUUUUCUUGCUCUGAGUGUGGGAAAUAUUUUACACGGAAAUCACAACUUGUUACCCAUCAGCAAAGUCACACAGGUGAGAAGGCAUUUCCAUGUUCUGAGUGUGGGAAAUGUUUUGCACACAAAUCACAUCUUGUUAGACAUCAGAGAAGUCACACAGGUGAGAAGCCAUUUUCUUGCUCUGAGUGUGGGAAAUGUUUUGCACACAAAUCAGUUCUUGUUAUACACCAGAGAAGUCACACAGGUGAGAAGCCAUUUUCUUGCUCGGAGUGUGGGAAAUGUUUUACAUACAAAUCACAACUUGUUACCCAUCAGCAAAGUCACACAGGUAAGAAGGCAUUUCCAUGUUCUGAGUGUGGGAAAUGUUUUGCACACAAAUCAGUUCUUGUUAGACAUCAGAGAAGUCACAUAGGUGAGAAGCCAUUUUCUUGCUCUGAGUGUGGGAAAUGUUUUACAUACAAAUCACAACUUGUUUCCCAUCAGCAAAGUCACACAGGUGAGAAGGCAUUUCCAUGUUCUGAGUGUGGGAAAUGUUUUACAUACAAAUCACAACUUGUUAUACAUCAGAGAAGUCACACAGGUGAGAAGCCAUUUUCUUGCUCUGAGUGUGGGAAAUGUUUUACAUACAAAUCACAACUUGUUUCCCAUCUGCAAAGUCACACAUGUGAGAAGGCAUUUCCAUGUUCUGAGUGUGGGAAAUGUUUUGCACACAAAUCAGUUCUUGUUAUACAUCAGAGAAGUCACACAGGUGAUAAGUCAUUUCUAUACUCUGAUACAUAAAUCAUCAGAAUCAGCUUUAUUGGCCAGGUGUACUCGCGUACACUAGGAAUUGUUUGUGGUACAAUGCAUCGCCAAGCAGCAACAUGAAAGGGGAAUACAUGGCAUAAGAAGGGGGAAAAACAUAGCAUACAUUACACACGUUACACAUGAGUUCAUACUGCACAUUGCAACUGUACAAUAGACUCAACAUAUUAUACAUGUAAGACUAAAGACGAAGGCUGCUUGGCAGAGCGGCACUGAGGCAGCCGUCUGCUGCGCCAACUAGAACUCAAACAAUGCACAUAAUUCAGAAGAUUUAAGUAUUACACAUCAAAAGAUAAACCAGACAGACAAAAAAAAAAAAGACACAGAAAGAAUAAUGCAGGAUUGGUGUAGGUAUUUUGAGUAAUAACUUCCAUGGGCUGUGUAUUCCACCCUCACAGGGUACCAGGUGCGGCAGCCAUCUUUGGCGCACUGCGUAGGAUUACCCUGGGUGGAGUAGUCCAUCCUUGAGGGGUAGGCCUGUAAGGUACUACUGAUGUUCUCUGCCAGAGGGUUAGUGGGCAUAGUCCUGGUGAUUUCAUUUUCGAGGUUUAAUGAGUCCACAUAAUGGUCUGGAUUUCUUUCUUGAUGUUGUUCAACUGUUUUUUUUAACUGUUAAUUUUCAAACGCUUUGAGUAUUGGAACGCACAGCUGUGCAUGGCUGAAGCUAUAGGUAUAUACACACAAUAGACAGCACUCAGAUUGCACACAAUAGACAUCAUUCAGGUGAGGAACCAUUUUAAUUAAUUUAUUUAUUAAGUUUCUUAUAUAGCGCAGCAUAUUCUGUUGUGCUUUACAAUUAGAACAGCAGUAAUAGAACAAAACUGGGUAAAAACAGACAGAGGUAGGAAGGCCUGCUCGCAAGCUUACAAUCUAUAGGGAAAUAGGCAUAGAUACACAAGGAUAGAUGCUACCUAUUGCAUAAUGGUCCACCAGAUUGCUAGGUUCUUAAUGGGUUGUAUGAUGAUACCCCACAAAGUUAUCCAAGUGUCAGGAGGGUGUGAGACUAAAGAAAUACAAGAUAUGUGAUGUUAUGAAUACUCUAUAGAGGAUGUAAUUAGAUAGGGAAGCACUGAAGGUUAUGUGGGUGGGUCUGGAAUUUGAUAGGCUUGUCUGAAGAGGUGAGUUUUCAGGGAACAUUUAAAGGUUUGGAGACUAGAGGCGAGUCUUACUGUGCGUGGGAGGGCAUUCCACAGAGUGGGUGAAGCCCGGAUAAAGUCCUGUAAUUUUGAGUGUGAACAAGUAAUGCGUGUGGAUGAGAGACGUAGAUCUUGUGCAGAGCGGAGAGGUCGGGUAGGGAGAUAUUUUGAGAUGAGUGAAGAGAUGUAUGUUGGUGCAGUUUGGUUAAUAGCCUUGUAUGUGAGUAAAAGUAUUUUAUAUUUAAUACGGUAGAAUACCGGUAACCAAUGGAGGGACUGACAGAGCGGAUCUGCAGACGAUGAACGUCUGGCAAGGAAGAUUAGCCUCGCAGCUACAUUCACAAUGGAUUGUAGUGGUGAGAGCCUAUGUUUGGGAAGACCGGUCAGGAGACUAUUACAAUAAUCAAUGCGGGAGAUAAUGAGAGCAUGGAUUAGAGUUUUUGCUGUGUCUUGUGUAAGAUAAGGGCGUAUUUUGGAUAUGUUUCUUAGAUGUAUGUAACAUGAUCUUGAGACAGAUUGAAUGUGGGUAACAAAGGACAGUUCAGAGUCAAGAAUGACACCUAGGCAGCGAGCUUGUGGGGUAGGGGUGAUUGCAGAGUUCUCAACAGUGAUAGAGAUAUCAGGUUGGAAACUACUAGUGGCCGGUGGAAAUAUAAUUAAUUCUGUUUUGGAAAUAUUAAGUUUGAGGUGGCGAGAUGUCAUCCAAGAUGAAAUGGCAGAAAGGUAUUCAGUGACACGGCCCAAUACAGAUGGUGACAAAUCAGGGGAGGAUAGGUAGAUUUGAGUAUCAUCCGCAUACAGAUGGUACUGAAAUCCGAAAGAGUUGAUAAGUUUGCCAAGAGAUGUGGUAUAGAUAGAGAAAAGCAGAGGACCUAGGACUGAGCCUUGCGGUACUCCAACUGAGAGAGGUAGCGAAGGAGAGGUGGAAUCAGAGAAACGAACACUGAAGGAGCGAUUAGAUAGGUAGGAUAAGAACCAAGAAAGGGCUGUGUCCUGACUACCGAGGGAUUGUAGUGUUUGUAUGAGAAGAGAGUGGUCAACAGUGUCAAAAGCAGCAGAGAUAUCAAGGAGAAUAAGUAGAGAGAAAUGUCCUUUAGAUUUAGCAGUGACCAAAUCAUUCACUACCUUAGUCAGUGCUGUCUCUGUGGAGUGUUGGGCACGAAAUCCUGACUGAAGUGGGUCCAGUAGGCUGUGUGAGUGAAGAAAGUGUGUGAGGCGAGUGUAGGCAAGUCUCUCCAGUAGCUUGGAGGGGCAUGGGAGCUGAGAGAUGGGACGGUAGUUAGAGAGAGAGUUCGGGUCAGAGUUUUGUUUUUUCAGAAUGGGAGUAAUCACUGCAUGCUUGUAUAGAGAAGGAAAGAUACCAGUAGACAGGGAGAGAUUACAGAUUUUCGUUAAGGUUGGGAUGAGCACAGUAGACAGAGCUUU
Molecule: messenger RNA, 4796 nt
Organism: Pseudophryne corroboree (corroboree frog)
Lineage: Eukaryota; Metazoa; Chordata; Amphibia; Anura; Myobatrachidae
Product: gastrula zinc finger protein XlCGF26.1-like
Exons: 3
Coding region: 247-2211 (654 amino acids)
Biological process (GO): regulation of transcription by RNA polymerase II
Cellular component (GO): nucleoplasm
Molecular function (GO): RNA polymerase II cis-regulatory region sequence-specific DNA binding; DNA-binding transcription repressor activity, RNA polymerase II-specific
Source: RefSeq, a predicted model, not a curated record